This is a messenger RNA of Syngnathus typhle (broad-nosed pipefish), 613 nucleotides long. It is a transcript of the gene snrpd1, whose product is annotated as small nuclear ribonucleoprotein D1 polypeptide. The transcript has 4 exons. The record is from RefSeq and is a predicted model, not a curated record. Lineage: Eukaryota; Metazoa; Chordata; Actinopteri; Syngnathiformes; Syngnathidae. Gene Ontology annotation, cellular component: catalytic step 2 spliceosome; pICln-Sm protein complex; spliceosomal tri-snRNP complex. Gene Ontology annotation, molecular function: RNA binding. The coding region runs from base 127 to 486 and encodes 119 amino acids. Gene Ontology annotation, biological process: spliceosomal snRNP assembly; RNA processing.
ACCUUUUGGGCGCACUGAAAUGACGUCGGCGUCCCCCUACGUAAACGCAACGACUGUUAGCGGCCAGCUGGUUUUUAUCAAAUCAAGCGCCGUAAUUUUUUGGUACUCAUACCUUCUUCCGCCGGCAUGAAACUCGUAAGGUUUUUGAUGAAACUGAGCCAUGAGACGGUAACGAUCGAAUUGAAGAACGGUACCCAGGUCCAUGGCACUAUCACAGGUGUAGAUGUCAGCAUGAACACACACUUGAAGGCGGUGAAGAUGACGCUGAAGAAUCGCGAGCCGGCUCAGCUGGAGUCGCUGAGCAUUCGUGGCAACAACAUCCGCUACUUCAUCUUGCCCGACAGCCUGCCGCUCGACACGCUCCUUGUGGACAUUGAGCCCAAGAUCAAGUCAAAGAAGCGGGAAGCUGUGGCUGGACGAGGACGGGGCAGAGGUCGAGGGCGCGGCAGAGGACGGGGACGAGGCCGGGGGGGUCCAAGGAGAUGAUCAGCUCCUCCUCAAAAGUGCUCGUCGCCUGUUUUUCCACAUUCACUGUACAGGAUUCUUCUUUUUCUAUGAUUUUUUUUGCCUACCUUAUUUUGUACACAGUUCUUUUGAUGCCUCAUUACCACUG